Bombina bombina (fire-bellied toad) is the source of this 1296-nucleotide messenger RNA. Its product is annotated as G2/mitotic-specific cyclin-B1-like. Gene Ontology annotation, cellular component: cytoplasm; nucleus; cyclin B1-CDK1 complex. Gene Ontology annotation, molecular function: cyclin-dependent protein serine/threonine kinase regulator activity. Gene Ontology annotation, biological process: regulation of cyclin-dependent protein serine/threonine kinase activity; mitotic metaphase chromosome alignment; mitotic cell cycle phase transition. The record is from RefSeq and is a predicted model, not a curated record. The transcript is spliced from 11 exons. Bases 1 to 1296 code for a protein of 431 amino acids. Lineage: Eukaryota; Metazoa; Chordata; Amphibia; Anura; Bombinatoridae.
AUGGCUGCAAUUAGAACCAGGAGUAUGAAGCUGAACUCUGAGAAUACUGCAGAGCCAGUCAUGGCUCAGAAGGCUCUGACAUCCCGACCAAGAAACACUUUGAGGGACAUUGGGAACCAACUUGUGAAGACAAAAUUGCCUGCAAACAAGAAAAGAAAAGCUGGAAGAAAACAAAUUGCUGUAAAGCCAAAUCAACCCGGUGUAUUGGAGAAGGAUAAGCCUAAGCAAUUCCCAGUGUCCAUUUCUAGCAGCCCAAUGGAAACUUCAUGUCCUACUGAGAUACCUCAAGCAUUUUCCAGUAUCAUAAUUCAGGUGAAGGAUGUGGAUUCUGAAGAUGCUGAAAACCCCUUGUUAUGCAGUGACUAUGUGAAGGACAUUUACUGCUAUCUUAGAAGUUUAGAGGCACAACAAGUUAUCAGACCCAACUAUCUUGAAGGCAAAGAAAUUAAUGGAAAAAUGCGGGCCAUACUCAUAGACUGGCUUGUGCAAGUCCAUCUGAAAUUCAAGCUGCUCCAGGAGACUAUGUUCAUGACAGUAGCUAUACUGGAUCGGUAUCUACAGGAGAGCAAUGUUCCCAAGAAGCUGUUGCAACUGGCUGGAGUAACAUCCAUGUUCAUAGCAUGCAAAUAUGAAGAGAUCUAUCCUCCAGAAAUAGCUGAUUUUGCCUCUGUGACUGAUGAUACUUACACCACAGCCCAGAUCAGAAACAUGGAAAGGCACAUCCUCAGAGUACUCCAGUUUGACAUUGGAAGACCCUUACCCCUGCACUUCUUAAGAAGAGCAUCCAAAAUAGGGGAGGUGGAUACUGUACAACAUACUUUGGCUAAGUACCUGAUGGAGCUGGUUAUGGGUGACUAUGAUAUGGUUCACAUCCCUCCAUCACAAGUAGCAGCUGCAGCUCUCUGCCUAGCUCUGAAGGUUCUAGAUGGUGGGGAAUGGACUCCUAUACUCCAGCAUUACAUGGAUUAUACUGAGAAUUCGCUUGUUCCUGUAAUGCAGCACAUAGCAAAAAAUGUUGUGAUGGUGAACAAUGGACUAACAAAGCAUUUGACUGUCAAGAGCAAAUACACCAGCAGUCGUCACAUGAAGAUCAGCUGCCUUCCACACCUAAAGUCUGAGUACUUGCAAGGCUUAGCUCGCUCUGGGAGUAUGAAAGCUCUUGAAACCGCUCACUUCCUCAAGUUGAGUCGUUACCUUAGCCCAUCCUUGCUCAGGCAUCACCUUACAACAAGUAGCUCUUCAGUAGUAGACACGUCAGCGCUGAUGUCAACAUACAUCAUUGACUGCCAUCGUUAA